CUGGAGUUCAUUAGAACUCUGGAACUGGAAGGCGAGCUAUAGACCACGCUAUGUCGAGAAUAGCACAAUAUUAGGUCGCAGCUGAACGAAUCCCUCUUAAUUUUAAUUUAAAUCUCUAUAACGAUUUAUUUUUUCGUUGAUUUAUUCCAAAUUAUCGAUAUCAACAUCUAAAACAAACUAUUGAGAUCAGCACUCGUAUAGCACCAUCUUUUUAUCAAUCUCAUACUACAGAAUUAUUUUACAAAAGAGGGAAGUGGGAAGUGUCAAUAUGGUUAUGCAACUACCGCAGAUUUUUGCUACUGAUAUCCGAAAAUUUUUUACGCUGAAAAAAAUGAUUUACAUCUAAUAUCUUCAAGAGUUUCAAUAUCUCAGGUAAGUCAAUAUUUUCUUAUUCACUUAUCAAUUGUUUUUCGUCAGCUUUCCAUUAAACUUCCACAAUAGAAAAGAUUACUUAUCUAAAGAUAAAGUAGAGAUGGUAUUAAUUUGAAAAUAUAUAUUUUAUUCUUUGCAGCCGUGUUCCUGUAGGUCUACAGCUUACCUGUUUUCCAAGAGAUUAAGUACGCUCUUCGAGUCUUUGAAUAAAAAUUUCAUGUUAGAUAGCUGACAGUGAUAUUUCGAGUGUGUUAUGGCAAUGUUGCUUAGGACUAAAAAAACCAAAAUCGUACUUUGUGUUAAAAUUUUCGCGUUUUUGUCUGUGACAAUAUUUUAUUCGUUGUUGAAUGUCUUCAGUGAAGAUAAUAAUGGAGAGAAUCUACGUGCAUCACGUCACUUGUUAGCCACAACUGGUCAAAACUGUACACCAGCAGCGAUUUUUGACUUUCCUCCUGAUGGUUUCACAAGACAACAAAGACAGCAAGGAUGGAUACUGGUCCAUGCAGCCAUAGCAACUUAUUUAUUUAUUCUACUAGCUAUAGUGUGCGAUGACUAUUUUGUUCCUGCUAUAAAGAAAUUUUGUGAUACAAUUUUUUUUGGAGGUUUGGAAAUGUCCGAAGAUAUUGCUGGAGCCACUUUCAUGGCAACUGCAAGUUCUAGUCCUGAAUUAUUUAUAAAUUGCGUUGGUACUUUCGUGACUGAAGGUGAUUUGGGAGUUGGAACAAUAGUAGGAUCGGCAGUAUUCAACAUACUGGCAGUACCAGCAUGCUGUGGACUUUUUGCGAAUAUGGUGAUGGACUUAGACUGGUGGCCUAUAACACGUGAUAGUAUUAUUUAUGGAACAGCAGUAAUUCUUCUGAUAUCAGUAUUACAAGAUGGAAGAGUUUAUGUUUAUGAGGCUCUCACUUUAGUUCUUUUUUACAUACUCUAUAUAUUCAUAAUGUACUUCAAUGGAAGCAUAAGCGCCUUGGCAACGAGGGCGCUGAGAAAAAUCAAAAGGAAAAGACGUUACACAGAAGUAUUGCGGGAAACAGAACCACUUCUAGCCAAAAAUGGAAAGACGGGCUCCAAAUGCAACAUAGCGAAUUGUGUCUGUGAGGCAGAUAUUUCCUUAAAAGACUGCGAGGAACUAGAGGAAUCAACAAAUAUAUGGGAAUGGCCCACAGAAGAAUCUGCUUCCGGAAAAUGUUGGUGGAUAUUCACCUGGCCAAUUUCAUUCAUUCUCUACCUGACAACACCUGAUUGUAGAAAAUAUCCGAGACUAUUUGUUUUUACAUUUCUGAUGUGCAUUAUUUGGAUUGGAAUAACGUCAUACGUUGUUGCAUGGUUGAUAACAGUUGUAGGGGAUACUCUAAACAUUCCAGAUUCAGUAAUGGGCUUGACCUUUUUGGCAGCUGGUACUAGUGUACCUGAAGCGGUUUCUAGUGUGAUUGUCACAAAUCAAGGUCAUGGUGCAAUGGGAAUCAGCAGUUCAAUUGGAUCAAAUACCUUUGAUAUUUUACUAUGCCUUGGUAUUCCAUGGUUCAUCAAAACAGCUUUCUAUCCAACGUAUCCUGAUCGUCACUGGAUACAAAUAAACUCUUCUGGCAUAACUUACAGUGCUGUGUCACUACUAUCAACUCUGGUUCUGUUUUAUGGUGGACUCUAUUUGAAUAAAUUCAGACUGGAUUGGAAGAUUGGAUUAGGCUGCCUUGCUUUAUAUGGAGGAUUUUUAACCAUGGCUUCCCUCAUUGAACUCAAUGUAUUCUUCCCAGUGAACCUGCCUACAUGUGACCGGUAGAGAAGAGAAAAUAAUUGUGUAUAUUUUAGUGUGUUUUUUAUCCAUUUAAAAGCGAUUUUUGCUGUGUAAAUAAAUUGUUAAAUUACCUAGAUUA
This is a messenger RNA of Harmonia axyridis, 2246 nucleotides long. Its product is annotated as sodium/potassium/calcium exchanger 3-like. The record is from RefSeq and is a predicted model, not a curated record. The transcript is spliced from 9 exons. Bases 626 to 2152 code for a protein of 508 amino acids. Gene Ontology annotation, cellular component: membrane. Gene Ontology annotation, molecular function: calcium, potassium:sodium antiporter activity; calcium channel activity. NCBI's taxonomy places the organism in Eukaryota, Metazoa, Arthropoda, Insecta, Coleoptera, Coccinellidae. Gene Ontology annotation, biological process: calcium ion transmembrane transport; intracellular calcium ion homeostasis.